AUUAGCUUAUCUUAUUGUCCAGUGAUCAUGGAUCGUAUAUUAGAAAUUGGAAAUACAUUGUACGAUGUGGCAUCGGAUAAGAUCAACAAUUUCAAUUACAACGAGAAGAAGGAGUACUUGACAGAGUGUGUUGGAAAUAUUAUAGGAUAUAAUCUUGGCAAUGUUCAUGAAUUGAAUGGAAAGAGAUUCACAGAGAAGACAAAGAUUGCUGAAGGUGGAUUUGGUAUUGUAUACCUUGUGGUAGAUGACCUAAACAGAGAAUAUGCACUCAAACGACUCUUCGUAUUGGAGCGGGAUCGUCUACAAUACACAAAGAACGAGAUUGAGAUCAUGACAUCACUCAAACAUAAUAGGAAUAUUGUAAGGAUGUUUGAUCACACAAUUAGAAGGAAUGGAAAUAAGAGGGAGUCAGAGGUAUUGAUGCUACUGGAGUAUUGCUCAGGUGGAUCAGUGUUGGACAUUAUGAAUAAGCGUGGCCAGAGACAAGGUCUGUCUGAAAGAGAGAUAUUGUCAAUAUUCUCCGAUGUCUGCAAUGCGGUGUGCGACCUCCAUUCCCAGAAUCCACCAAUCGCUCAUCGUGAUUUAAAGAUUGAGAAUGUAUUGUAUUGCCAGAGGAAUGGAUGCUAUAAGUUGUGUGACUUUGGCUCGGCCACCACCAAGGUGUUCAGCACAGAGACUGAGCGUGAUCGUUCCAACACCGAGGACGACAUCAACACCUUCACUACCCUCCAGUACCGUGCACCAGAGAUGGUUGACCUGUUCAGGAAGCAAGACAUCACAGAGAAGGUCGACAUAUGGGCACUUGGAUGUCUCUUGUUCAAGAUGGCAUUCUAUGUCGAUCCUUUCGAGACUGGUCUGGCAAUACUCAAUCACAAUCUACGCAUUCCAAACAAUUCCAAGUUCUCAAAGGAAUUCCAUGACCUCAUCGAGGCAUUGUUGAUCGAUGAUCCAGUCAGGAGACCAAACAUCCAUGAUGUAUUAGACAUGUUGGACGCAAUGAGAUCAGGAGAUGGUGGACACAGGAGGGAGAGAUCUUCAAACUGCUCAAGAAAUGAUCGAGAUAGACAAGUACCCGGUCGUGAGUCAAGGAACUCACCCAAUCCCCCAACAUCAUUUGUUGCCGAGGGUCCAUCAUCUUCGUCAACGGGACAAAAGAAGAACCUUUAUGAUAUGUUGCAAUGGAGUGAUGGUGAUAGUCCAAAGCAACAACUUCAGCAGCAUCAGAACAAGAGCACCCAGAAGCCACCAGCUCAGGCAAGUCCCAACUUGUUUGAUGAUGAUCUGGAAUGGACUCCACAGCCAGUCCAGAAUUCUGGACAACAAGUUCCACAACAACAAUAUCAACAACACAACAACUUCAACAACCUCAACAAUUCCAACAACAAAGGUUUGGACUGCCACAACAACAGCAACAGCAGUUCUACAACAAAAACAACUGGAACAACAACCCGAAUGUUCCACAGAAGGGAAACAACUUCCAAAGACCAAACCCCAACUUCAAUACCAAUGUUCCACAACAGGGUGGUGGCGGUGCAAACUACAAUCAGAGACCAAACUACAAUGUCAACUUGA
Acytostelium subglobosum LB1 is the source of this 1572-nucleotide messenger RNA. RefSeq lists its product as hypothetical. NCBI's taxonomy places the organism in Eukaryota, Evosea, Eumycetozoa, Acytosteliales, Acytosteliaceae. The transcript has 3 exons. Gene Ontology annotation, cellular component: cytoplasm. Gene Ontology annotation, biological process: protein phosphorylation. The annotation marks the transcript as partial. The record is from RefSeq and is a predicted model, not a curated record. Gene Ontology annotation, molecular function: protein serine/threonine kinase activity; ATP binding.